Gallus gallus (chicken) is the source of this 2371-nucleotide messenger RNA. RefSeq names its product TXK tyrosine kinase (gene TXK). Lineage: Eukaryota; Metazoa; Chordata; Aves; Galliformes; Phasianidae. The record is from RefSeq and is a predicted model, not a curated record. Gene Ontology annotation, biological process: T cell receptor signaling pathway; regulation of platelet activation; tissue regeneration. Gene Ontology annotation, molecular function: ATP binding; non-membrane spanning protein tyrosine kinase activity; protein binding. The coding region runs from base 41 to 1675 and encodes 544 amino acids. The transcript has 15 exons.
AGAGCUAAGAGCGCUGCUGGGGUAUUUACAGGCACAGCUGAUGAACAAAGGUUUGCAUUUUCAUGUGAACAUAAGCAGAGGACCAGAUAUGAUUCUUUCAACCUAUCACACCAUCCAGUCUGUUUUCUGCUGCUGCUGCUGCUGCUGCACGGUGCAAAAACGAGCAACGAGAACAAAGAUAAAUGUGGACACUGACGCUGACCUGGAGACCCAGUAUUCAGCCUCUCAAUCAGAGGAUUCCUAUGCACCUACUUGGAAGUGUAAGCGUAAGAAGAAAUUGCAUGUAAAGAACAAGCCGUUACCUCCUCUACCUGCUGAGGCUUUUGCAGACUACACAAAAAACCUCAAAGUUAUUGCUCUAUAUGACUUUUUCGCUAGAGGACCCUCUGAUUUAACACUCAAGCAGUCAGAAGAAUACAUUAUCCUUGAACAGUAUGAUCCUCACUGGUGGAAGGCAAGAGACCAUUAUGGGAAUGAAGGUCUAAUUCCUAGCAACUAUGUUACUGAGAACACAAAAAGUAAUUUGGAAACAUAUGAGUGGUAUUGCAAGAACAUCAACAGAAGCCAGGCAGAACUACUCUUGCGACAGAAGUCCAAAGAAGGUUCAUUUGUUGUCAGAGAUUCAAGUCAACAGGGAAUCCUGACACUGUCUGUGUAUUCACGGUCUAAAGGAAGUCAUGGUGGAGACAUUCGACAUUAUCAAAUUAAGAAAAACCACUUGAAACAGUAUUAUGUAGCAGAAAAAUAUCUAUUCUCCUCUAUUCCUGAGCUCAUUCAAUAUCAUCAACACAAUGCAGCAGGUCUUAUCACCCGUCUCCGACAUCCAGUCAGAUCAAUCACCAGUUCUUCACCAGCAACAGCAGGAUUUAGUUACGAGGAGUGGGAAUUGAACCCCUCAGAACUGACGUUUAUGAAAGAGCUUGGGCGAGGGCAAUUUGGAAUUGUUCAUCUGGGUAAAUGGAAAACAACCAUCAAGGUUGCCAUCAAAAAAAUCAAUGAAGGUGCGAUGUCUGACGACGAUUUCAUGGAGGAGGCCAAAUUGAUGAUGAAACUAUCCCAUCCAAAGCUGGUCCAGCUGUAUGGGGUGUGCACACGCCAGAAGCCUCUCUAUGUGGUGACUGAAUUCCUGGAGAAUGGCUGCCUGCUCAACUACCUGCGGCAGCGGCGGGGGAAGCUCAGCAGAGACAUGCUGCUGGGCAUGUGCCUGGAUGUGUGUGAAGGGAUGGAGUAUCUGGAAAGAAACAACUUUAUUCACCGUGAUUUAGCUGCAAGGAACUGCUUAGUCAAUGCUGAACACACUGUUAAAGUAUCCGACUUUGGCAUGGCAAGAUACGUCAUUGAUGAUGAAUAUGUCAGCUCUUCAGGUGCCAAGUUUCCAAUCAAGUGGUCAUCUCCUGAAGUCUUUCAUUUCAAAAAGUACAGCAGUAAAUCUGACAUCUGGUCAUUUGGUGUACUGAUGUGGGAAGUUUUCACAGAAGGCAAAAUGCCUUUUGAAAGUAAAUCAAAUUACGAAGUUGUCCGUGAGAUUUCUGCAGGUAACCGACUUUAUCGACCGCAUUUGGCAUCACACACAGUGUACAAAGUCAUGUACAGCUGCUGGCAUGAGAAGCCUGAAGGACGUCCUACUUUUGCAGAAUUAGUAGAAACCCUCACAGAUAUAAUGGAGAUGGGAUAACUGGGGGUUUUAUACAGGUCUAUUUACUGAAAAGUGAGCACUGAGAUGGCCAAUGUAGCUUAUACUGGAAACUUCAGCCUUUUAGAGCAAUCACUACUUAAGCUAUGGUAGCAGCAUCCCACAUAUUGAAGCUGUUUGGGCUUGGCCUAAUUUGGGAAAGAUGCCUGAGGAGACUGGAUUACUGGAUUUGUACUCUCAAGCCUUUAUUUCUAUGAAAAAUCUCAUAUGUGGAAAGAAGUAACCAAGCUAACUCACCACAUGAACUCUUUUACUUAUUCUUUUUGUCAGAGCUACACUAAUUCCUGUAACAAUAUUGGUAAGAAAUGAUUUGUUACUUAAUGUGGCUCGUGCACAGGGGAAUAGUGAUUAGCAGCAGCAAAAGCGGUGGAAGAACCUGUGAAAAAGUUCUAGGACUAAAGGCAUUUUGCACUGCCAAACUCUGAAGGAAUGGAGCAGUUUCAGAGGUAACUCAGCCACCAGGACAGCAUGCGGAUGUUUGCCCAGACACUGCACUGCACGUUGCUGGGGAUCCAGACACGCAGAGGGGGCAGAGGCAGCAGUUGUCUUUUGGUGGCUCCUGACCCACAUCCAAACAGCUGGACGGGCUCAGCAGCCCUGAAGAAUUUUAAUCCUGCUCAUAGGUAAAGGCUAAUUUUGAGUGAGAGAACAAGUAAAGAUUAUUUUAUUCAAGCCUCA